AUGGUAACUGAAAAAUCUUUCUCAAUCAGUUGUCCCACGCUCAUUAGAUUGUUUUUCAUGUCAGGUACAUACCACACAUUCUGGAUCACUGCUGCUUUCCCAUUGUUUAGAAUGACUCUGACAUUUCCCAUACCUUCUGCAAUGAGAUAUUUAUCAUCAGCACGUCUGAUCUUUGUACUCUUCCCAGAGUCAAAAUCAACCAACCAUUUCUUGUUUCCAAUAAGAUGGUUUGAACACCCUGUGCCCAUAUAUCACCAUUUUGAUGAAUUCAUAUCAUCAGAUUCAGAAGCUAACAAUAGCACUGGUUCAUCACCAGACUCUCCUCUGGCUAUAUUUGUUUCUUCUGAUUUCCUUUCUUUAUUUGACCAGCAAUCUUUGGCAUAA
This is a messenger RNA of Vicia faba (fava bean), 384 nucleotides long. Lineage: Eukaryota; Viridiplantae; Streptophyta; Magnoliopsida; Fabales; Fabaceae. The record is from the annotation of a GenBank genome assembly.